Molecule: messenger RNA, 542 nt
Organism: Anopheles stephensi (Asian malaria mosquito)
Lineage: Eukaryota; Metazoa; Arthropoda; Insecta; Diptera; Culicidae
Product: zinc finger protein 331-like
Exons: 2
Coding region: 1-486 (161 amino acids)
Source: RefSeq, a predicted model, not a curated record
AUGCCACGAAGUCAACUUUCUCAGCGACAUAACAUCGAUUGGUUGCUCGAAAAUGAGUUUUUUGAUGCUGAAUUUCGUCGUUUAUUCUGGAACCCAUUCGCUGCCGAAGCGAACGAACCCCACCGACCAGUCAAGACGUCGUGCAAACGAAAACGUGCACGAAAACGAUUCACAGUCACUACCGGUCCGAAGCAUCGAUGUUCGGAUUGUGCCGCCAUUUUCCGUUGGCCCUCGGACCUUAACUAUCACCAUGCGUAUCACCACAGUGGUGUGCAGCUGAACGUGUGCCCCGAAACGACGUGCGGACUAAACUUUCAGUUUCCCUACCAGCUCACAAACCAUCAGCGAACUACCGGGCACCAUGACUGGCAGGUGGUGUGCCAGGAGUGCAGCAAGCGGUUCGGAAGUCAACGGUUUCUCGCACGCCAUACGGUUGCCUCGUGCAACCGGUACAAGCUGGAAUGCAAGAAAGGAGACGAGCUGUAAGAGCUGAGUGAGUAGAAGAUAAACAAAAAAACACAAAUAGCCAUUUUUACUCGUAA